This is a messenger RNA of Fonsecaea erecta, 294 nucleotides long. RefSeq lists its product as hypothetical. The transcript has 2 exons. Bases 1 to 294 code for a protein of 97 amino acids. The record is from RefSeq and is a predicted model, not a curated record. NCBI's taxonomy places the organism in Eukaryota, Fungi, Ascomycota, Eurotiomycetes, Chaetothyriales, Herpotrichiellaceae.
AUGUCUCCUCUUGCAAGACGCCUCUUCUCGCCCGAGUCCAGCUACAACUUCGCCAAUGUCGGCAACGACGAACACAAGAUCAAACGGAUCAUUCGAAAGCGCAUACAAAACGGUCAAGAAGAAUACGAUACCCAACGGAAAGGAUUCGGCCCGGGACAAAACAGAUGGUACAGAAAAUACUUGCUGGAGAACGCGAAACAACUGGCUGAGGAACUUGACAAAGACAUCGAACAGCUGCCAGCAGUCCAGACAAGAAGAUUCAGCAGCAGAAAACAUGCCCUCGAGGAAGGCUAG